AUGGAGGUGUUGAGCCAGGGAAUACAGUCGACCUCUUGUCCAUUGCGCUCCUUGUGCCUAGACGAGGUCGAGUGUGCUGAUCAUAUGCAAACAGAAAAUGAGAACAGCAGAAGUGGGCCCUUGUUCAUGGCACUGGCGAAGAAUCCCACACUGGAAAAUGUUGGUUUUAUUUCGUCCUUCAAUCAUGCUCAGAAUGUCACGUUGUUUAACCUUUUUCUACCAGAUGUCAAAUACCCAGCUGCCAAGAUGGAAGACACUGGACUUGGAAGGUGCCAAUUUGGGGAAGUCUGCACAAAUACAGAGCCGAGGGGUGUAGUGCUUGUGGAUCGCCUGGCAGGCGUGCUAAGUCAUCAGCACUGCAACAUUGUCGACCUGUGCCUCGACGGGUGCAAGCUCGGAUUCCGUUAUCCACUCCACAUCGACGAGGCAUCCUCCAAUCGCUAUUGA
This is a messenger RNA of Cylindrotheca closterium, 447 nucleotides long. The record is from the annotation of a GenBank genome assembly. NCBI's taxonomy places the organism in Eukaryota, Bacillariophyta, Bacillariophyceae, Bacillariales, Bacillariaceae.